UUCGUCAACGACGCAUUAUGUCGACGAUAAGACGUCAAACUGUCACGGACGAUGCAUAUCGGCUCUAAGAUCGCUGUGAGAUCGCCAGCGUCUCUCGCGGUAGCAGCGGGUCUGUUUCCACCUUCCUCCUCGAUAGCAAAGUCUGUUAUCGCGGAAGUGCGAAGUACGACAGUUCGCGCGGACAUGUGUCACUUUUGAUCGUCGUGUGUCGCGUCUUUCGGUCACAGUUAACCGCAUGUGUGUUGUUAUUCGCGGCGCGCGAACGGACGAUCACAGAGCAGCGGGGGGGCGGGGAGCCCGGUUGCCGCACGGUUGCUUCCGUUGCGCGGAUCUCGCGAUCAACGUGUCGCGCAACGUAAGUUCGAGCAAUGUCCCUGCAGCAGUGGAUACACAUACGACAUAACAUCGACAUACCGUGGAAGAGCUUCAUCAGGGAGUCUUCCAGCGUGCGGGACGGAUCCCCGGAGAGACGCAUUCAUCAGUUGGCCUUCCAGGGAAGCGAAGCUAAAGCCGCUUACGAAGAGAUUAUUCAUCAAAGCGGUAGCGUCACACCGACCAGAUUCAAGUAUUUGAAGUCGAAGGCGGUCGGAGGUCAGAACAGCCCCGGCGCGAAUUCGGUUUCCAUCAACGCGCAAUCAAAGAAGACCGUAGUCCCGGAGGAUGUCCUGGCGAGAGUCACGAUCAAUACACUGUUGAAAGCGGUGGAGCAGAAGGAUCUGAAGUUCCUGCAGAAGCACAUGACGUCGGAGAACGUGAAUGUGUCCGACGACUUCGGAUGGACCCCGUUGAUGUCCGCCGCUUACUGCGGCCAUCUGGAGAUCGUGCAAUUCCUGCUGAAUCUCGGGGCCAACAAGAGAAGCAGGGACAGGUCCGGCCUCACCGCAGCCCAGUUAGCCUUGAAGAAGAAUUACCUGAGCAUAGUCGCGUUGCUCAAGAAAAAGUCCGAAUCGGUCAACAACAAUAAUCAGCCGUCCGCGAGUAUAUCCAGGUCGAAUAACGCUAAUGCCCUGCCGAUGAGGCCGUUGUCUAUAGAAUCUUCCAAGGAUCACGACAGCGACGUUCGCAACACCGCCGAGGAGAAAGCGCACUCGCAGCACACGGCGUUUUACUGCGAAGUCUGCAAAGCUAUCUUUCAGGAGACGACUCCGCAGAAGCACGAGGCUUCCACCUUGCAUAUCUUCAACACAAAGCCCAAGUUGAAGCACACGAUGUACGGGAUAUCGAAGCAAAAUAAAGGAUACAAGAUGCUGUUGAACACCGGCUGGGACGAGGAGGCUGGUCUAGGGCCUUCCGGAAAGGGAAUGAAGUAUCCGAUCAAAACAUGUUUGAAGAUGGAUCGCAAAGGAUUGGGCCAACCGAGGAUGAAUGAUCAUCAAAAAUUGUUGGAACACUUAGAACAAGUUGAACACAAAGCUGGUGAGAUUCUCACUGAUCGCGAGGAAAUAGUUGCCCUGGACAAGCGAAGGAACGACGAUCGUGUAGGAAUGAGGGCGCUAGAAAAAGAAUCGUGUGAAAAAACGUGGAUAACGGUGGGCCCGUUGCUGAUAAAAAUGCCAUCUGAGGCGGCUGUGGAACUGCUCGAGAAAGAUCAGAGAGAAUGUAGUAACGUAAUUAAUCAGAUAAGAAGCGACUUAAAGGUAAAAGUAAAUGAAUUACGUGACUUAGAAUUAACUCCGCCGGUACCUGGAUCAAUGUUGACACCUAUGUCCCACAAAGAAAUGGACGCGAUGAAUCAAGUACUGGGUCGAAGUGUUUGAUAUGCGUAAAGUCGACAAAAUCAACAAGUUUCUAUUCUACUUGACGGUACAAUAAAAGCUACAUUAAAUGUACGAGCUUAUCGUGUUUAAGUUUAAUUGUAUAAAGUUUUGUAUAAAAUGUAAAAUAAUAACCGGUGUACGAAAUUUUUCUGGAAAAUUAUUGUCAUUACAGUAGUUGUUCGCGAGCAAUAGUCUUCUAAAGUACCUCAUAAA
Dinoponera quadriceps is the source of this 1970-nucleotide messenger RNA. RefSeq names its product G patch domain and ankyrin repeat-containing protein 1 homolog. The record is from RefSeq and is a predicted model, not a curated record. The coding region runs from base 369 to 1757 and encodes 462 amino acids. Lineage: Eukaryota; Metazoa; Arthropoda; Insecta; Hymenoptera; Formicidae. The transcript has 3 exons. Gene Ontology annotation, molecular function: protein binding; nucleic acid binding.